This is a messenger RNA of Oncorhynchus masou masou (cherry salmon), 2748 nucleotides long. RefSeq names its product transmembrane channel-like protein 3. NCBI's taxonomy places the organism in Eukaryota, Metazoa, Chordata, Actinopteri, Salmoniformes, Salmonidae. The transcript has 15 exons. Bases 1 to 2748 code for a protein of 915 amino acids. Gene Ontology annotation, cellular component: plasma membrane. Gene Ontology annotation, molecular function: mechanosensitive monoatomic ion channel activity. The record is from RefSeq and is a predicted model, not a curated record.
AUGGCUAAGAACUCCCGUCUGAGCCUCGCCAGCGCCUCUGAUGAGAACUUCACCUUCUGCUGGAGAGUGUUCUGUGCCUGGGACUACCUCAUAGGGAACCCUGAGGCUGCAGAGAGCAAGGGAGCCGCUAUCGUCAACAACAUCAGGGAGGCCAUUGUUGAGGAGCAGGAGAAAAAGAAGGAUACUAGUCUAGCAGUCCUGAUCAGUCUGCGUAUCCUAGCCAACAUCCUGGUCCUUCUCUCUCUGGCUGGCAGCAUUUAUAUAAUCUACUUUGUGGUGGACCGCUCCCAGAAACUAGAGCUGGAGAAGCCAGAGCUAACACUAUGGGAGAAGAAUGAGGUGAGUGUGGUGGUGUCCCUCAUCACCAUGAUUGCCCCGUCUGCCUUUGAGCUGGUGGCUCAGCUGGAGAUGUACCAUCCCAGGACCUCCCUCCGCUUCCAGCUGGCCAGAGUCCUGGUGUUGUAUCUGGGUAACCUUUACAGCCUCAUCAUUGCCCUUCUGGACAAGGUCAACAGUAUGAGUAUGGCGUCAGCUGCUGCAGCUGUAACCGGGGAGACGAGCCUCUCCACCCUCGUAUCCGACAUCUCCAUCUCUGAAAACCACAACAGCACCAUAGCGACCAUUGCCAUGGUGCUGGAUGUCAACACCAGCAUCAGCACCAGCAAGGUCACCAUGGCAACCCUGUACAACCACACUGGGAUGUUUGAGCAGAACAAGCAGAAGAAACCGGACGAGUGCUGGGAGACCUACGUUGGACAGGAGAUGUUGAAGCUGUCUAUCAUCGAUAUGAUCUUCACGGUGGCCAGUAUCCUGUUGAUAGACUUCAUCAGAGGGCUGGUGGUCAGGUAUCUGAGUGACUGCUGCUGCUGGGACCUGGAGAGCAAGUUUCCUGAGUAUGGGGAAUUCAAGAUAGCUGAGAAUGUCCUCCACCUGAUAUAUAACCAAGGAAUGAUCUGGAUGGGUUCGUUCUUCUCUCCCUGUCUGCCUGCCUUUAAUGUGUUGAAGCUGAUAGGCUUGAUGUACCUGAGGAGUUGGGCUGUGCUCACCUGUAACGUCCCUCACCAACAGGUGUUCAGAGCAUCCAGAUCAAAUAAUUUCUACCUGGCUAUGCUGUUGUUCAUGCUUUUUCUGUGUAUGCUGCCCACCAUCUUCGCCAUAGUGAGAUACAGACCUUCCCAACACUGUGGGCCAUUUAGCGGUCAGGAGAAGAUUUAUGACAUCAUCUCAGAGACGAUAGCCAAUGACUUCCCGCUGUGGUUCAGUAAAGUGAUGAGUUACGUCACCAGCCCUGUUGUAGCGUUGCCCGCUCUGCUGCUGCUGUUCAUGUUGAUCUACUACCUUCAGGCCAUUGCCAGAUCCCUUAAAUUCACCAACAACCAGCUGAGGAUGCAGCUUCAGACUGAGAGAACAGAAGACAAGAAGAAGGUAUUACAGCUGGCUUCAGCGAGGCUACAGGCCCCAGAGGUCCCCGGGGGGGACAGGAAGCCUGACCAGCAGGAUGGUGACAUCACCAGCCGCGAGUCGUCCAUUCGCACGCCGUCGCCACGACCCAACGGCAGUGUCACAAACUUCCAGUCGCCCGAUCGUCGUGGCAACGGCAUCCGCACCAUCACCCAGUCGGCAUCGAGAGUCGAGACCGCUAGGGCGACAUUUGCUGCUGGGGCGCCUAGAAGUCCAACAGUGUCCAUACUUCACAAGCAAAGGCCGGAGAUAAUCCCUAACAGACACCCUUCCUACCUGGGGGGCCCUAGCGGUACCUGCAGGUCCAAGUCCUACCAUCAUGUGGCGUACAACCCCCCGACACGCUACUCCUCAGAGAAUAUCCACUCCGACCCACUCUACAGGAAGACCAUCAGGCCCAUGCACUCCGCAGAGUCAGCUGGGAUAGUGACCGCCCAGAGCUACAUGGGCCGUCGCCCCUACACCACGCGCUACGUCAUCGUCAACGAGCACGAAGCUAGGAAAAAGUUGCUUAGAUCAGCCACACGCGUCCCUCGCCACUUCCGAGCGGAGGACCCGGGGGGUGAAAUCGUAGAGCUGAUUCCGCGGAAUACCAAGCGGUAUACUCCAAGGGCUCCGCAUCUGCAUGGGCACCCACACAGGUCGAAUCCGCCGCAGUCACACCUGAGUGAUGAAGAGGAGGAGGAAGAGGCAGGGGGGAAGAGGGAGUCUAGGAGGGGGUUGUUCGGGCAGACUCACCGGCCCCGCUCACUCUCCGACCUCCAACAGCCAGCUCGCUUCUACAUCGGAGAGCGCCUGGAGACCAAGCUGUCUAUGGCGUCAAAAGACAGCCACACUGCUAGGGGGCGCUACGGCGGUGAAGCCCAAAAAGGGCACUGGGAGGAUAUGGAGACGCGCUUGCACUCCCUCUCCCAGACCAGCAUCAGAGGAGCGGAGAUUCCACCACCAGUCAGGCACACACAGUCCCCAGCCAGACACCCCCACUCCCCCAGCAGACUUGUACACUCACCCCCCCAGGGCCCCGGAAGACGCCUGGAGCCCCAGGUCAAGCCCAAGACAUCCAGGUCCAAGCUGGAGCCUUCCCUGACUGAGUCAGACUCGGCCUCUCUGGCCUCCAGUAGCGACCAGCAGAACAGCAGCACAGACCAGUACAUCCAGGUCAUUCACAACAAGGAGAAGUAUCUCAAGUCUGAGGCAAGGCAAGGCAAACUGGCUAAGAAGAAGUCCAAAGCCAGUAUAGAUCUCAACGUGUCUGGGACCAAAGACCUGGUCUGCUCCAACGUGUAG